Schistosoma bovis is the source of this 731-nucleotide messenger RNA. Lineage: Eukaryota; Metazoa; Platyhelminthes; Trematoda; Strigeidida; Schistosomatidae. The record is from the annotation of a GenBank genome assembly.
UUGGACAGGAUCGUUUAUGUGGAGUGUGAUAUUAAACACAUUUCAAAACCAAUAACAAUUAAAAGUUACUUUUAUGAACAACAGAAUUCAUGAUAAUUUUGUAAGAAAUAAUCAUGCAAUAUGGAAAAUUGUAAAGUUAAUCUAAUUGGAAAUUCAACGGAUGUUGAACUGAUCACUUCUCUCGAAGAUUAUAAAGAACCGGUGCGUAGAGUGCGUCCAGAUGCAUGUAGAAAGUCUGUACAAGCAAGAAGAUGUGUUCAACAUUUGAAAAGAUUGAAAACGCGUUCAAGUAAACUUCAGUACAAUUCAACUAUUCAAGAUAACCAAUAUCAACUAUCAUACGAACUGUUUAAUUCAAUGCAAGAUCUAGGUUCAAUCUCGUUAACUUUAAAUGAUAAUAACAAUAAUAAUAAUAAUAAUGCUAGUAACUGUUCACAACUUCCUCAACGAAAAAACAUUCUUUCAUAUAGAGAUUAUUUAGCCUUACCAAUUGAAAUACGUUAUCCAUACAAUUACGUCAGUGAUUUAUUUGAAGAUGCUCAUCCUGAAAAUGCUGACAGCAAUCGGAAUAAUAAUAAUUAUGAAGAGUAAAUAAUAUAGUUAUGUUAACAUCUGAAAAGGGGAUAAACCAACUUUACUACAUACAGAUAAUAUAUUAACCAAUUGAUUUCAUUUUUUAUCAUUUCAAUAGUGAUGUGUUUAUUUAUAUAAAUAAAAAAUUACAUUUCACA